AGACGUCCAUGAACAAAGCAACGGCAAACAAAAGUAUUAUGUGCCACCUUAUGCCAUGUCAUUCUGAACCUGCACUCCCAAACAUCGUAUCUUGCAUUAAAAUAUCUGACAAAAAUAGUUUUGCACCGAUUCUGAUGAAAGAAAGGCAAUUUUUCGUUCAAUCUCGGUUACUGAAGACUCGAUUUAGCUAUGAGGGGCACAGUGGUUGUCUUAGUGGCGGUUUUGUCCGGCAUUAUUUCGGUUGCAUCAGCGACUGAAGUUGAAUGUUCGGACCCGGGGUUGCCCGACGGAGGCACACGACGGGGCCCGUCUCGCUUCACCCCCGGUAGCAAACUCAGCUUCGAUUGUCCCGUCGGCUAUGAUAGGGUGGGCUCGCCUGUGUCUGUCUGUCAGGACAGCGGUGAAUGGUCCCUACCUGUACCCCGAUGCAUCCCCGACUGUCCGCGAAUAGCUGCGCCUGUGAACGGCGCCGUGUCCGUCCGUGACGCAGCGCGGAGAAAGUACGGCAGCGUGGCCCGCUUCACUUGUGACCCGGGAUACAGUUUGGUCGGCGCCGUCGUUAUCACCUGCAAUAACGGGCAGUGGAACCGGCCCGUGCCAUAUUGCUUCGCGGACUGUAUGGCUGUGGAGGCCCCUUCCAACGCUGGUGUAAGGGGAGGAACAGGUCAUGGUGACGUCAUCUAUUUCAGGUGCCUGGAGGGCUUUCAGCUGAUUGGAAAAAGCAUGAUCACGUGCCAAGAUGGCGCCUGGAGUGAUGAAUACCCAAGAUGUGAAGGAAAUAGCAUGAAUUAAAGUCAACCAAAUUUAAUUCAGAUCUUCGCAAAUAAAUCGUAGCAUCAUUUUACUUUCAUUCCCUUUUAUUUAAAGACAAUUGUGUAAUGUAAACUCAAAAUGAUUUUAGUCCUCGGUAGUGAUAUAUUCUUAUAAUUGAAGAUGCAACAAAUAACGUUGAUCGUACGUCUUUUGCGAAUUACGUUCGAGUAGCUUCUAAAAUCAUGAAUAACGUCAACUAUUUGUUGCUUAAACGAAAUGAUAAUGGUCAGCUCCCCUUAUUGCGCCACAGUGCCCUUUAAGUCACUGCGCGAACAGGUGUGUUGUGAGCUGCUCCUUUCAUAUGCAAAUUAUUUUACUUUUUACCUUAGUCUGACAUGUCUCUGUAACAUUAUAGGAAAAUCUAUUAAAUCGUAAAGUUCUCGACAAAACAAGAUAUUGUACUUACAUUGUUAUUAAUAUAAGCAUUCUAUAUAAUGAAUUAAAUACAAGGUACACGUAGCUAGACAUAACUUUUCAAAAUUAUACGUUUAGAAAGGUCAUACAUGAACGUGGUAAUAAAUUUUGACACGAA
Patiria miniata (bat star) is the source of this 1345-nucleotide messenger RNA. RefSeq names its product sushi, von Willebrand factor type A, EGF and pentraxin domain-containing protein 1-like. Bases 190 to 792 code for a protein of 200 amino acids. The transcript has 4 exons. The record is from RefSeq and is a predicted model, not a curated record. NCBI's taxonomy places the organism in Eukaryota, Metazoa, Echinodermata, Asteroidea, Valvatida, Asterinidae.